Metopolophium dirhodum (rose-grain aphid) is the source of this 4703-nucleotide messenger RNA. Its product is annotated as zinc finger protein 675-like. The record is from RefSeq and is a predicted model, not a curated record. NCBI's taxonomy places the organism in Eukaryota, Metazoa, Arthropoda, Insecta, Hemiptera, Aphididae. Bases 2468 to 4639 code for a protein of 723 amino acids. The transcript is spliced from 9 exons.
AGUUUUUAAAAUAAGAAAAUCAAUUUUAAUUUUAAUUUAUAGUUGUAAACAUUUAUACUUAACUUAUCAAUUACUACCUGUCCUAUUGUUUGACUACCAGUUAUACAUAACAUUCAAUUAGGCAUUGCAAGAUGAGCCACGAGAUUACAGAACUAUUCAUGAUGUUAGAUUCAAUGGGGAAAGCAUUGAACAAUAAAUUAAAAAGAAAAAUCGUUCUUAUUGACAUUGAUAGUUCAGAUGAUGAAUUUGAUUAUGUCAAAAAACGAAACAGUAACUAACCACACCUCUUAUCUAAAUUGACUUUUUUAACUAGUGUAUAAUGUAUAUCUUAAAUCUUAAUCCGUCGUCAUGACUAAUUAAUUUAAUCAUGAUGUCGAUUACGUACAUGGGCGCCCAUAUAAUUUUUUUAGUGAUGGCCCGGGGAGGGGGGGGGGCAAACUUUGUAUAGAUUUAAUUUUUCACAAGAUCACGUCUGUUUACCUCACCGACAGAUUUCUUAGUCCGCGGUUCACCUAAGUCCUUGCAGGCUGAGUUGCAACUUGCAAGGCGAUCGCCGACCGGAUUAAAUAUUGUUCGGUGGUCGUGCACUGUACAAUAUGUCAUUGUCAGCAAGUUGCUGUAGUAAUUAUCUAGAUCAUGUGAUUGCUGCGAAUCCCGAAAAAAAAAAUCCCCAGAUUACAAUAUUACUCACAACCAAAUAUUUUUUAAACGUUAAUUGGUAUCUAUAAUUACCGUUUACCACAUUAUUAAUAUUUAAUUACAAAUACGUAAAUUAUAUUAUAUUAUACUAUAUUAUAUCAUUCAAAAAAAUUAUAUAUAGUAAUAAUAGAAUAUUAUAUCUAUUAUCUGGUGAGUAUAUAUUAACAUAUAAAAAAAAAUUAAAACAUCGUUGUUGACAAAAUAAAUAAGUCGAUCACUCGAAAUAUUUUUAUAUGCUGUUUUUACUGUAAGUAGGUGCCUGGUGCCUACAUUCAAUAAAUUAUUAUUGUUUGAUAAUUAUUAAUUUUAUUACCUAGCUAUAUUUUGUAUACUAUGUUUUUAACUGAAUUAUUUGACGUAUCGAUCAUUCAAAAUAUUUUUAUAUGCUAUAUUUGUGAUGGUGAGACGUGAGUAGAUAGGUACAUUAUCCAUUCAUUAUAAUUUCAAUUUUAAACUACAAUAUUAUAAUUUGCAAAUUUUUGUAGUUAAGUUGAAUUACACAUAAUAUAUUAUCGUAAUUUAAAACGAAAUAUUAUUUAUAUUAUCAUUAAUAUUCUAUUAUUACUAUAUAUAAUUUUUUUUGAAUGAUAUAAUAUAGUAUAAAGUAUAAUAUAAUAUAAUACACGUAUUUGUAAUUAAAUAUUAAUAAUGUGGUAAUUAUAGAUACUAAUAUUAUUAACGUUUAAAAAAUAUUUGUUCAACCAUUUGCAUGGGUUGCAAGUAAUAUUUUAGUCUGGGGAUUUUUAUUCCGAUUACCGGUUGAUGCGAAUCCCGGAAAAAAAUAACAAUUUAAAAAUAUUAAAAUUAUAAAAUGUUCAAACCACAAAUUUUGAAAAAAAAAAAUUCCAAAAAAUUGCUUGGGAGCUAAACUGCAUUUAUGCUAUAUGUGAAAUUAUAUUCUUUAAUUGUGUAUGUGAAUUAUUGUUACUGCUUUUUUACAGGCUUGCAGUAUUACCGGUGGUAAAUUAUAAUUAUUUUUUUAUUAAUAUUCUGUGUCACAUAUAGUGACCUUAAUUUACUUUAAUCACUGACUUCUAUAAUUCUAUAUACAUCUGUGACUUUAAAUCUUAAUAGACAAUAGACUAUAGACAUUAGACAUUGUGGUAGGUUCCACGGUGAACGUGUGUAACACACUGCAGAUCGUGUUGUUCCUCAUUUCUGCGCAUGUGCGUUGACCAUACCAGAUAGUGCAUACUGCAUAGUUAACAGCAUAAAUACGCAAUUAUCACACUAACAUGUCGAUUCAUGAAUGUUUCUUACAAGUUUCAAACGAAUUUAAUGAAUUAUGAAUAAUCUUGUCUGGUAUUUGAUUUCAACAUUACCGUUGUAUUGACUUAUUAUAAUAAUUAAUAAUACAUCACAUUAACACAAUUUGCAUCACCAGAAAACUCGUCACUCACAACACCGACACCGUCCACCCAAACGGCCAAACCCGUCGACCAUAAUGAUAUGUUCCGUCACCACGACCACCAAAACAAUACCAUACAACCGGACUCUGGUUAACCCUGCGUAACCAGAGUGGUUAACAACUACGUCACAAUCAUGGCGAUGGCGGUACAGAUAUUGGUCUGAGGUCUGACGUCGGUAACGAAACACAACAACUGUCGUCCUACUAUCCGCGUCGUAGCGGUCAGUAAUUCAAUAACAUUUCUGAAGUUACUAACGCGUUUAGGCGGUAUAUUUUAAAAAUUCGGCGUCAGUUCCGGGGGUCGUUGGCAGGUUGUACUUCCGAACUUUAACACGACAACGGUUAUAGAAAAACUUUUUCAUGGAGAGCGUUGCGUGCCCGCUUUGCUGCGAGGAUAGGUUUUCCAACCAAGACUUAUUGAAAUAUCAUUUGUUAAGUUUGACCACAAAUAUUCAGUGUCCCUUUUGUGGAAAACAGUGCGAUGACAUCAACUCAUUAGUCGUUCAUUUGGAUAAGAUUUGCAACGAUAAGAAAGAAGAAGUUGAUAAAUCCAUGCACGAAAACAAUGAAAUGAUCGUCGUAUAUCCAGAUGAUGAUGAACCGGAACCGGAACCACAUAAUGAAAUUGGAGAAUUCGAUAAUCUUGUGGGAGAAGAGGAUUAUCAGAACGAUGAUCGGCAAACUGAUACUGAUGUAGAAACUGGAGUUAAGAAAUUUAUUGAAGAAUUUACUAUUGAUGAUCCUACUAAAACAUUGCGACCACCAGAAACAACAGAAACAGAAAUUCUCGAAGAACCAAAUCCUUAUCACUGUUCUGAAUGUAAUAUACAUUUUCCAUCAGUUCAGGAACAUAUAAAUAAUUGUCACAAAGGUCAAGAUGUUGUGUUCCAGGUAAUUGAAGAUGACCUGAGUAAUGCAUUAAAGGACAGUCCUGGUACCAUUAGCGAACAGAUUCCUCAGUUGGGAACUUGGAUCAAAUGGGGCAAUGGCUACUUUUAUACAAACCAUAAAGAUGUGGCAAUGAAACAAUUGGUUGAUAUUAGGUCAGAAAAAACAACAACUUUAAAAACUAUUCCAGAAGAUUUAGUUAAAACAAAAGAUGAAAAUAUACAAAUUAAAAGCAACGUGCAUCAAAAUUAUACCAGCAAAUUGUCUGCCAAUAUUUAUUCAAAUCAUUGCAUCACUGAUUCAUAUGGCGAUCGGUAUUUUGAUAUUCCUGUUUAUUUACUUCAUCAAGUUACUGAUAAGGUUAAUGAUUAUUUCCAAGUCGAAGCUCGUAAAUUGAGUUUCAAGAAACGAAUCCGUCUUAUACGAUUAAAGUCUAAUACAGAUCAAUUUCAUAUUGAGCAAAUAUUAUUUCAAAAUAAACCAACUAAUUGCAAAAUUAUUCCAAUAUUAGAAAUAGCAUCUGAAUGUAGUGAAUACUCUCAACUAGAAAAAUUGGAGAAUUGUUUAUUGUUAACUUGGAAGUGUUUAGCAUGUAAUGUAAAAUCUGACCAUUGGUCUAAGUUAAACAAACAUAACUGCAUAGAAGAUGAUGCAAUGGCACCCAAAUCUAAAAAAAAUGUUGAUAACAAAAAUCCAGCUAUCCGAAACAAUAGUCGUACAAUUCCUAAUGUUCGAUCAAAGCAUACUUGUCCUCAUUGUGGCGGAGAAUUUGAUUCAGAGGGUUAUUUAAGAACACAUCUUAUGGUACACAUAAAUGAUUCAAAUAAAUGUCCGUUUUGUGAUCAACCAGUAGCACCUGAAAUGAUGGACACACAUUUAAUUGCUCAUCAAAAUCCAGAAUUUUCUAACUUAAAGUUUCUAUGCAAUAUAUGCAAUAAAUGUUACGAUUCAGAAUUUCGUCUCCGGUGUCAUCAAAGAGCACACGAAAUGCGCCGCAAACCUCGUGAAAUAUUGGUCUGUGAUGUUUGCAAUGCUCAAUUUAAUGAUAAAAAUUCUUUGAAACAUCAUGCCAUCACACAUAUUGAACCCCCUGAACGUUUACGUCGGUUACAUGAAUGUCGUUUUUGUGGAAAAACUUUUGUUAAACCUAUUGAGAAAGUAAACCAUGAAAGAGUGCACACAGGCGAGAAACCUUUUGCCUGUCCAGUAUGUGGUCGUUGUUUCAGACUCAAAGAUCUCGUACAAAAACAUAUGCGUGUACACACCAAAGAACGCCCUUAUAAAUGUCGCCAUGAAGGUUGUGAAAAAACAUUCAGUGCAUCAAGCAGUAGAGUCAAUCACGAACAAGGCCAUUCUGGUAUUAAGCAAUUUAAAUGUUUUUAUUGUCCUAGAUAUUUUAAGAAUUGGGUAUCGAGAAGUAAUCAUGUUCAAGAGCAUAUGGUUCAGCACAAAUGUGACAUUUGUGAUCGCUCAUUUGUGUCAUUUUGUAAUUAUAAGAAACAUUUGAAAAUGCACGCAGAUGGACGGCUCAAAUUCAGUUGUAUACUAUGCCGUCAAGCAUUUGGAAGACAACUAUUUUUAGAUACCCAUAUGAGUAGAGAACAUGAAAUCAAAUCAAAUAAAGAAGACAACAUAACUGAAUAGUUUUUAAUUUUAUAUCAAAAAUAUAAAAUUUUAGUGUUAACAAUUAAACAUUACAAUUUGUUCA